This is a messenger RNA of Botrytis cinerea B05.10, 2163 nucleotides long. RefSeq lists its product as hypothetical. Gene Ontology annotation, biological process: amino acid transmembrane transport. Gene Ontology annotation, cellular component: membrane. The coding region runs from base 1311 to 2012 and encodes 233 amino acids. The transcript has 8 exons. Gene Ontology annotation, molecular function: amino acid transmembrane transporter activity. Lineage: Eukaryota; Fungi; Ascomycota; Leotiomycetes; Helotiales; Sclerotiniaceae. The record is from RefSeq and is a predicted model, not a curated record.
GGCUGUGGAGUCCCUGCAAAAAUGGGGUUUGUGGGUGAACUCGCCCUUGAUUGUGUGCGGCACCGCAAAUGCAACAUUUCCAAUUGAUACGUAUAUAAUGAGGGGUAAAAACGGAGGUGGGAAAUGUCACAUUUGUUGUUGAGUAACAUUCAUAUUUAUUUCCUGAUUUCUUGAUACAACAUGAUCACUAGCACCAGAAAGCUCACGGGAAAGGAUGACAUCACCAAUUUAGAUAUUCAACCCACGGAAGAUGUCAAUUCUUUGAAGCAUGGCGAAAUUGCUGUGGGAAAUUGGGGAUCCGAGACGAAAAGAGAAUUCAAAUCAAGACAUCUCAGUAUGCUUGCUGUGGGAGGGACAAUAGGGCAUUGUAACGUCGCUGCAAUCUGCAUUCAAAACCCCAUCUCAUUAUGGGCAUUGCUUCAUGUUUCGGGUGGUAAUAUCACCAUCUAUCUCGACGCAAAUUUCUACUUUUUAAAUAAGAAUUGAACUUACAGUUGUAAUUUACUGGACUAUUUCUCAUCUCUGGGGCUACGAUAUCAACAGCUGGGCCUGUUGGAGCUGUGAUUUCGUUCAUUAUAUCUGGUAUAUUUGUGUAUUUAGUUGUGGCUACAAUUGGUGAGAUUGCGACCAUAUUUCCAGUUUCUGGAUCGUUCGCAGCAUUUGGCGACAGGUUCUUUGACCCGGCUCUUGGUUUUGCCCAAGGAUGGUCAUAUUGGUUUCUUUGGGUUCUUACUUUGCCGGCUGAACUGUCUUCAGCAGGUAUCAUCAUAAGUUAUUGGCUACCGGAUAUUGGAACUUGGGUGUGGGCCUUGGUAUUUCUUGUCGUAAUCGUUGUCAUAAAUCUCUUCGGAGUUCGAUGGUUUGGAGAAGCAGAAUUCUUCUUCAGUUUUCUGAAGGUCCUCGUUGUUAUCAUAUUUAUUAUCGUUGGUUUGGUACUCAACGGCGGUGGAAUACCAGGCCACAAAGCUAAAGGGUUCGAUUACUGGAAAUCUUCGACAGAAGGUGCCCCUUUUGCGGCAGGGUGGCCCGGUGUUUUGUCUGCUCUAUGUACGGCUUUCUUGAGUUAUGGAGGCACGGAGUUAGUUGGCUUGACUGCUGGCGAGGCCAAGAACCCACGUAGAGAUGUCCCAAGAGCUAUCAAGGGAACCGUUGGGCGGAUUUUACUUUGUUAUGUUGGAUCUAUCUUUGUCAUUAGCAUCAACAUCAAGUCCACUGACCCCUCACUCCUUACAACAUCUGCUACAGAAAUUGCAGCUUCUCCUUUCACACUUGUGUUCAAAGAUGCAGGUAUUGCUGCCGCUGCUAGUAUUAUGAAUGCUGCUAUUCUUAUCGCUGUAGUCAGUGCCGGUAAUACUAGUGUCUAUGCUAGCUCUCGUAUACUUUUUGCUCUCGCAAAGAAUGGACAAGCACCGAAAAUAUUCGCUACCACAUGGAAAGGUAAUGGAGUUCCGUUGUCAGCUAUGUGUGUCAGUGUUUUGAUAGGUUUUGUCGCAUUCUUUGGUUCAAUAUUUGGACAGGGAGUUGUGUUUACCUGGCUUUAUAAUUUAAUCGCAAUUUGUAAUCUUUUAAUCUACAUGUCUCAAUGUCUCGUACAUAUUCGAUUUCGUCUCGGUUGGGUCCAUCAAGGGAAUAGUUUGUCUGACCUUCCGUUCAAAGCGGGAAUUUUCCCAUAUACAUCCAUAUUUGCUUUUCUCAUGGGGUGUUUGAUUGUCGCUGGGGAGGGUUAUGUAGCUGCAACUACAAGACCAUUUGCUUGGGCCAAUAUCGUCGCUACUUAUAUCGGCAUUCCCGUCUUCUUCAUUUUGUAUGGUAUUUGGAAAGUGGCUAAGAAGACAAAAUUAGUCCCGUACUCGGACAUGGACUUUCAGACGGGAAGAUCUCAGCCACCGAGUGAUGAGGAGAUAGCAGCUCUUAAUGAGUUGGAAAGAACGGAUGUGAAGACGUGGAAGGAAUUGGGUGCUCGGGGUCGAGCUUUGAAAGUUGGUAGGGCUGUUCAUAGGGUUGUUUUUUGAUGUGUAGAUAGGGUAAAAACCUUGAUUUUUAGAUCGGUACUUGGUUGUUGUUGAACGGACUUGACGAUUUAGAUAUUUGGCUGAGACAGGUAUUACUGAUAAAGUAAUAUUAUUGGUUAAUCGUGAUGGAUUAAAUCUAAUCCUUGCAACA